Cyprinus carpio (common carp) is the source of this 1452-nucleotide messenger RNA. RefSeq names its product pancreatic secretory granule membrane major glycoprotein GP2-like. Gene Ontology annotation, biological process: neutrophil migration. NCBI's taxonomy places the organism in Eukaryota, Metazoa, Chordata, Actinopteri, Cypriniformes, Cyprinidae. The transcript has 6 exons. The coding region runs from base 394 to 987 and encodes 197 amino acids. The record is from RefSeq and is a predicted model, not a curated record. Gene Ontology annotation, cellular component: apical plasma membrane; cell surface.
AUUGAUCAUCUUUUCUGUUUCAGUUUGUAAUACUGCACUGAAAAUGAGACUUGCCAGAAGAGAGGUGGUGUCUACGGCUGUGGUUGCUUGCAAGGACAAUUACCAAAUCCUGAAAUCUUUGAUGCUCUGGAAACUUGUGCCAGCAGCACUGGCUUCAUAUCUCUAUCCCGCUGCCAGCUCUUUGAAUCUGGUUUUCAUCCUGAGAACCUGCACCUAAAUGACCCAAGCUGCAAAGGAACCCUGGAGAAUGGCAGACUUCUGUUUUAUUUUGACAAUGAAGGUCACAUAUGUGGUACCACUCUGACGAGCAACAGGACUCACUUCAUCUACCAAAACUCCAUUCAGUCUAACCCGAGGAACACUGACCAGAGCAUCAUUACAAGAGAAAUAUGGAUGAACAUGACAUUCUCUUGUGCAUACCCUCUGAUCCAGACCCUAUCUAUGCCUAUGGGUGUCCAAGCCGAAGGCGGUUUGAUAAGUGAGGAACUUCCUGCUGGCCAGGGCACAUACCAGAUCCGCAUGAUUCCCUACCAUGAUGCACAGUUUACUAGCCCAUAUGAUGGACAGGUACAAGUGGAGGUGAACCAGCAGAUGUAUGUGGCUGUGGAUGUGGAAGGAGUGGAUAGAAAUCAAAUUGCAACUGUUCUGGACAACUGCUGGGCCACACCUGUUAAUGAUUCUGACUAUCAUAUUCGCUGGAAUCUAAUUAUGAGAGAAUGUCAGAAUCCUGAUGAUGGGACAGUGGAAGUUCUUCAGAAUGGCAAUGGCACAACAAGCUAUUUCUCCUUCAGAAUGUUCACCUUCUCAGGAAUUUCUGACCGCAUCUUCCUGCACUGUCAGGUUCAUCUUUGCCUUGUACAGAAUGGCAGAUGUGCACUGUCAUGCGACCCUGGAUAUAGACGUAGAAGGCGCAGAUCUUUGGACUUCUACCACUCUGCAGCAAAUCACCAUGGGUCUUUAAGAAAGCUCAGUAAUCCUGAUAAAUGAAAUAUUAUGCAUUUAUAAUUCAAAUUAAGUAAUGAACAGAAAAAAAAACCUCUCUAAUCAAUCUCUGUAUACAUGCAUUGAUUUAUUACUAUAGACUAGGGGUGUCCAAACUCGGUCCUGGAGGCUGCUGUCCUGCAUAGUUUAGUGUCAUCCAGCUCCAAAACCACCUGUCUGGGCGGUUUCUAGUAUGCCUAGUAAGACCUUGAUUAGCUGGUUCAGGUGUGUUUAAUUGGGGUUGGAGCUAAACUCUGCAGGACAGUGCCCCUUCAGGACCGAGUUUGGAUACCCCUUCUGUAGAGGAAGUGUCAUUCAAAACAGUACAUACAAAACUUAAUUAUUUUAGAGUGUUGGGUGGAUUUGACUAACAUUUACUAUCAAUGGAAGCUGUGUCUUUCUCUUUGUUCAAGGAGUAAUCUUGGAGCACAAUUUAACAGACUAACCUUGAAUAAACCUGCUUGGCAAUGA